This is a messenger RNA of Nicotiana tabacum (common tobacco), 336 nucleotides long. The record is from RefSeq and is a predicted model, not a curated record. Lineage: Eukaryota; Viridiplantae; Streptophyta; Magnoliopsida; Solanales; Solanaceae.
AUGAGGUUUGGUAGAAAAGGGAAGCUUAGCCCGAGAUAUAUAGGGCCUUAUCCGAUUCUUGAAAGGAUUGGGCUUGUGGCGUAUCGUCUAGCUUUACCUCUAGAGUUAUCUUCAGUGCAUUCAGUGUUUCAUGUGUCCAUGCUGAAAAAGUACUUUCACGACCUGAGUCAUGUAAUUGAUAGGCAGGACAUAGAGUUUGAUGAUACUCUGUCAUAUGAGGAGGUCCCUGUAGCUAUAAUAGACAGGCAGGUUCGUAGACUUCGAACCAAAGAUGUUGCUUCGGUAAAAGUAAUAAGGAGCAACCAUUCAGCUGAGGAAGCUACGUGGGAGCCAUAG